Molecule: messenger RNA, 3768 nt
Organism: Spinacia oleracea (spinach)
Lineage: Eukaryota; Viridiplantae; Streptophyta; Magnoliopsida; Caryophyllales; Amaranthaceae
Exons: 2
Coding region: 705-3623 (972 amino acids)
Source: RefSeq, a predicted model, not a curated record
AAUUGUUUUUAAAUAUUAAAACUUUCAAUAAUUAGGUUUAAAUUGAGUGUUUUGGAUUUUAUUUAGUUGUUUACAUUUAAGAUUGAAUUUAAAUUUUGAUAUUAAGAUUGAAAGUUUGUGGAUAUUAUUUAGUUAAAUUUAAAAUGAAUUUUAAGGGUGCAUUUUGAUUUGAAUUGUGGAUAUUAUGAUUGAAUUUUAGUUGUACAUGCAUUUGAAUUGAAAUUUAAGAUUGAAUUUUAAUUGUGGAUAUUAUUUAGUUGAAUUUUAAUUGGGUACAUUUUAGGAUUUAGGUUUUGUUGAAUUUUAAUUGUAGUUUUUGAUGAAUUGGAAUAUGUUAUUAUAAUAGUUGGUUUUGUUGAAUUUUAAUUGUUUAUUACAUUUAGGAUUUGUUGAAUUAAAAGUUAUGAAAUGAAGUUUUGGGUUUGUGUAGGUUUAUGAGAUGGUUUGUGUAGGUUAUGAAAUGAAUUUAGGUUAUGAAAUGAAUUUAGGUGAUACAUGAAAUCAUGUUUUGGGUUUGCUACAAAAUUUUGGGUUUGUGAAUUUGUGAUGUGAAAUGAAUUGUACGUUAUGGGAACUUGUUAUUAGUUAUGGUAGGUUUAGUUGGAAGCUAUAAAGCCAUGGAUUUAAAAUGAUAUGAAUAUCCUAGUUUAUAUUCUAACCUUCGACAAAAUUUGGUCAUAUUAUUUUUUCUUUAGUGGUUGAAAAUGGAUCGAAGUUGGAUGUAUGGUAGUAAACGAUUUUCUACAAGGUUCUUACAAGGGAUUCAAGAGUUCAGUAAGGUUGCCUUGAAACAUCAAUCAGAACAUGAAUCAAGUUUAAUUCAAUGUCCUUGUUGUGAUUGCAAUAAUUCAAGGGGGUAUCGGGAUAUUGAUGAUAUUUUUGAUCACAUAAUUCGUCGCGGUUUUAAGAGUAACUACACGACGUGGACAUGGCAUGGUGAGAGCAUAGAUCAUGGGGCAAGCUCUAGUAUGCCGAGCUCGAGUCAGCAUAAUCAUUGUGAUAAUGGUGAUAAUGCAUGUCCAAAUGAUUGUGUGUUGUAUCGAAAGCAGUAUGCAAAUCUGCAUGAGUGUCCAAGAUGCGGAUCGUCCCGUUACAAGAUCGUGGAUAAUAAUUCAACAUCAACUAAGAAGAAACCUACUCCGGCUAAGGUGCUUUGGUAUCUUCCAAUUAUACCAAGAUUUAAGCGCCUUUUCUCAGAAGCGAAAACUGCAAAACUCUUGAGGUGGCAUGCCGAAGGGAGGAAGAAAGAUGGGUUAAUGAGGCAUCCUGCUGAUUCUCCACAAUGGAGGAACAUUGAUCGAAGGUACAAGGUCUUUAGUGAAGAAGUUCGGAAUCUUAGGCUUGGUCUUUGCACGGAUGGAAUGAACCCAUUUGGGACACUUAGUACCCAAUAUAGCACUUGGCCGGUUCUUCUCACCAUAUACAAUUUGCCGCCUUGGUUAUGCAUGAAGCGUAGAUACAUCAUGUUGUCUCUCUUGAUCUCUGGGCCUAAACAACCCGGAAAUGACAUAGAUGUGUAUCUAGAGCCACUCAUUGAAGAUUUGAAAUUGUUGUGGGAUGAAGGGGUGUUGAUGUUUGAUGCAUACACCAAAACCAAUUUCACUUUACGUGCCAUGAUUUUUUGUACGAUAAAUGACUUUCCAGCUUAUGGAAAUUUGUCAGGGUAUUCUGUAAAGGGAAAGAAGGCAUGUCCAGUUUGUCAUGAUGAUUUGGUCUCGAGGCGCCUAAAGUUUUGUGGGAAAGAUGUAUACAUGGAUUAUCGGAUGUAUCUUCCCGAAGAUCACCCCUUUCGAAAAGAGAAGAAAGCUUUUAAUGGAGAAGUGGAGAAGAGAGAAGCUCCUACUCCCUUAUGUGCGUGUGAGGUUUAUGAACGGGUUAAAGACAUUGAGACAGAGUUUGGUAAGCCUUAUAAAGGUCAGUCAAGUGGUGGUUACAAGAAGAGGUCUACGCUUUGGGAUCUCCCAUAUUGGAGACAUUUGGAAGUUAGGCAUUGUUUGGAUGUAAUGCAUAUUGAGAAGAAUGUUUGUGAUGCCAUUGUUGGGACAUUGUUGAAUAUGCAAGGGAAAACGAAGGAUGGGCCUAAAGUUAGAAAAGGUAUGGCUGCUAUGGGUCGCUCCGAGUUGGCACCUCAAGAGAGGGGAAAACGCUGGUACCUUCCCCCAGCUUGCUUCACCUUGUCUAAAAAGGAGAAAGUUAGCUUUUGUGAGUCUUUGCAUGGCUUAAAGGUCCCUGCUGGAUACUCUUCAAAUUUUCGUAGCCUUGUGUCCAUGUCUGACUUGAAAUUAGUUGGAAUGAAAUCUCAUGAUUGUCACGUGUUGAUGCAACAAUUGUUGCCGGUUGCAAUUCGAGGAAUAUUGCCGCCACCAGUGAGGUAUACCAUUACAAGAUUGUGUUUCUUUUUUAACACGAUUUGUAGCAAGGUGAUCAAUCCAACAAUACUGGAUGAUUUGCAGGCGGAUGUACUUGAGACCAUGUGUCGGUUUGAAAAGUAUUUUCCGCCAUCAUUCUUUGACAUGAUGCCUCAUUUGAUUAUUCAUCUUGUUCGUGAAAUUAAGCUUUGUGGGCCAGUUUGUAUGAGGUACAUGUAUCCCUUUGAACGAGAGAUGGGUACCUUGAAAGAUAGAGUGAUGAAUCCGGCCAAACCUGAAGCUAGUAUUGUCAAACGAACCGUUGCUGAGGAAGUUGCCGCAUGGGUUGCUCAAUAUUUGAAUAAUUUGAAAGAAAUUGGAGUACCAAAGUCUCGACAUGAAGGGAGACUUGGGGGUCAAGGUACAAUCGGCAGGAAAAGGAUAUCAAUCCGUUCAGAAAUGAUGAGUAAGAUUGAGUUGUUUGUGGUGCAAACUGUUAGUGAAGUCCAUCCAUAUGUGGAUGAGCACAUGGAGUUUCUUAGAGAGCAAUAUCCUUCAAAAAAUGGUCCUCAACUGAUAACAGAGCAUAAUCGUUCGUUCCUCACAUGGUUCAAGAGUCGAGUGAUGGAUCAAAUCACCGAAACGCCUGAGGUUGUAUCUGACACGUUGAGAUGGUUGGCAUAUGGUCCUAAAUGUCAAGUCAUCUCUUAUGAGGGGUACGACAUCAAUGGCUAUUCUUUUUACACUAAGAGACAAGAUGACAAAACGACGAUGCAAAAUAGUGGUGUUACGGCAAUGGGCUUGUCUUCGGAAUAUGCUAGUGCGAGAGAUAGAACACUUGUAGAUAAGAAGUAUUGUUACUAUGGAGUAAUUGAAGAAAUAUUAGAGUUGCAAUAUAAGGAAUUUAAGAUACCUCUAUUCCGGUGCAAGUGGGUUGAUAUUAGUCGCGGUGUCAAAAGUGAUGAACAUGGGUACUUGACACUUGUAAACUUUAGUCGAGUCGGGCAUCUUGAAGAUCCAUUCAUAUUAGCAUCACAGGCAAAACAAGUCUUUUAUGUUGUUGACCCUGCCGAUCGUAGUUGGUCAGUUGUUCUUGAAGGCAAAAGAAGAAUACUUGGGGUCGAGGAUGUAGAUGAUGAAGAAGAAUAUGAUGAACAGUUUAAUGAGACUCCACCUUCCUCGUGGCAUAUUCCUCAAACAAUUGAUGAUGUUAACAUGAGUCUUACUCGUCGAGAUCACGGUGAAGGAUUUUAUGUUGCAAAAGAGAAAGAGUGAGAGAGGAACCUACCUCCUGCCGGCUAUACUUGUUGAUAAACUCAGAGAAAGUCUUUGUUGCCUUUGGUACUAUACAUCCGGAAUUUACUCUUGGUCACCAUAACAACCUCGUUGCCGAUAACGUGAAGGUGAGCGUUGAUGAAUU